Cryptomeria japonica (Japanese cedar) is the source of this 5572-nucleotide messenger RNA. Its product is annotated as putative E3 ubiquitin-protein ligase LIN. Lineage: Eukaryota; Viridiplantae; Streptophyta; Pinopsida; Cupressales; Cupressaceae. Gene Ontology annotation, molecular function: protein binding; ubiquitin-protein transferase activity. The record is from RefSeq and is a predicted model, not a curated record. The transcript has 15 exons. Bases 601 to 5130 code for a protein of 1509 amino acids. Gene Ontology annotation, biological process: protein ubiquitination.
GCGCAAGCGAAUCCCUGACCCUGCCAGAAAGAUAGGUUGAACAAGAAGUGGGCGGGAAAGAGAAGGGAGAACACUGAAUUACUCAAUCUAUACAGAAGUGGGGAGAGGAGGCCGAGGAGUGAAUGCAAACGAACUGGAUUAUCAUAGGAGAGUUUGGAUUUUACAGUUAUAGAAACAAAUUCCAAUCCACAGAAAUUUUAGUUCUGUAAACUUAGAGAAUGAGAAGAGGCUGAGCAGUGAGUGCAAGUCAACAGCAGGAGAGGAGGCCUUACAGUGAAUGUAAGGGAAUCCAUCUAGCAGAAGAUGGAGAGGCAGAACAGUAAGGGUAAGAGAACCUUUGGAUCAGCAGGAGAGGAGAUCAUUAAAUUAGAGUAGUUGAACCCCUCAACCAGCAGGAAAGGUGUCUCAAUUCUCAAUAUCAUUUGUAAAAGAACCCCUUCACUCUUAGGGGAAAGGAAGGGGAAGCUGUGAGUGUAAGCCAGACUCUUAAGCCAGCGGCGGAGGAGUUGACAGAGUAGAUUGAGAAUAACCCUCAACUGCUAUUGAGGUAAGGGCCUUCAUGCACUUGGCAUUCAGAUUGAGCAGUGAUUAUAAGCGAUCAUGGGAACGGGUACAAAGAAUUCCAAUAUUGUACGUUCUCUGGUGAAAACUAUUGGAUUUUUUAUAGAUGAAGCCAUAAGCAAUGAAGACCAACGUUUGCAGAACAAAGAACAGAUUAACCAAAGGUUAUCCAGACAUCAAGUAGAAUAUUCUGGAGGAUCAGAUCAAGUUCAACAUGCAGAAGAAGCAGUGAUUGCAAGUUUAUACUGGGGCAUGGAGGCCAUCGAAGAAGCAAUGGGAUCAAACAGUAAAGAUAUCAAAAUGGGCAGGCUAGACUAUGCAGAAAAAAUGCUCCAGGCCUGUGCUUUAUUGAAUGUGAAGGAUGGUGCUAAUAAUACUACUGCAGGUGUGCCUAAUUGUUAUUUGGCAGCAUGGGCAAACCUGAAUUUGGCCUUAGUUUCUAAAUUCAGGAAAAAUGAUAGGGUCUGUAUUAUGAAGACUUUGGAGAUGUUUAUGGUGGAUCCACAAAAUUCAAGGCUAGAAUUGGCACCUACGCUCUGGGAGGAUCUGUUUUUGAGGUAUUUAAGCUCAAUUGUGGGGUGGUAUGGUGAACAGAGGUAUAGGAUUCUUGAAACAGUUUUGCCUGAUGAUAAUUUUGGUGUUUCUGUUUCUUGUGCGAGUAUGCUUGCUUUUGAUGAGCUUGGGUGUAAGGCUUUGCUUUCAAAGAUGAGUGUUGAGCAGGCGAAGCAGUUGCAAAGGUUGGAGAAGGUUUAUCAGGAUUCUCUGGAUGAGAAUACAAUGAUUUGUGUUAAGUUUUAUGAGGAGUGGCUGGAUUAUGAUAUGCAGAAAUUGAAGGGGAAGCCUGGUGAUAAGCCUUGUGUAAAGGUUCCAGUGUUUCAAGGGCAGUUUGGGUCGAAAACAGGAUUUGAUUUGGACAUAAAUUCUGUUUUUGAGGAUGGGUUCAGGGUCAAGAGAAUGGACGAGGCAGAAUGUGCAAGGAACGGGCGCUACAAUCCCAUAUGGGAAGACUACGAUGAUGAAUCGCGGGAUUACAACAUCAAUAGGCGCUCUGCAUCAUUCCAGUGGAGAGCUAAGUCGAUGCCCAGGAGAGUAACUCCACAAGAUAUGAUGACUUCGGAAGAAAUCUCAAAUACCCAGUUCAACUUCCAGCAGAAGAAGAACAGUGAGAGUACGAAACUAUUAACUACACCGAGCAUAAGAUCAGGUGGCAUCGGGAGGUCAUCAAGUUCGUUCAAUUCUGAAGCCAUGUCUGAUGAUGAUCCUGACUAUACCGGACUUUCAUCUGGAGCUGGUUUUUCCAAUUCUUCCGAGUAUUGCAGCAGUUCCUUUGAAUCUGUACUAAAAUUCAAGGUUCAGAAUCAUGAAAAAGACACAAACAGUAUUAAUCAAUCGAAAGCGAAUUGGAUUUCCAACGAAGAAAAAGAGAACGAGGCCUGCAUUGGAGAUACCGAACCUGAAUAUGAAUUUGCUGUCUUUGCGCCAGACAAAAUAGAUAACUCUAAAGGUUCAAUCCCCAAAGUUUUUCCCAUUGUAGCCACAGAAGGGGACGAGAGCCAGAGCGACUAUAUUGUUCAUUCAUCAGAGACCUCAACUCCACAACCAAGACCUCCAAAGGAUUUUGUAUGCCCUAUUACCAGUCAGCUCUUCAGUGAUCCUGUUACUCUAGAAACAGGGCAGACCUAUGAGCGCAAAGCUAUUCAAGAAUGGCUGGCACAUGGAAACCAUACUUGCCCUAUAACUCGUCAGAAGCUAGAAAAGAUUGCUCUUCCCCAAACAAACUACUUAUUAAAGAGAUUGAUUGCAGCAUGGAAAGAAGAAAAUCCAGAAAUAGCUGUUGAUUUUUCAAAUUCAGAAACUUCCAUACCUAAUUUUUCAAAUUCAGAAACUUCCAUACCUAAUAGACCUCUUGCAUCUUCCACUGAUUUACCCGAUAUAGGAUCAGAUGCUCAAUCUAGUCCUGAUUACUCUGAAACCCAAACAAGUAGUCAAAACAUACAGUUCGGGAACGGGUCAAACGAGCCUAUUCCAUCUACUAAGGUUGUUACUAGCGAAAGCAUGACCAGCGAGCUGAGGCCUAUCAUAUUAUGUCUGUGCACUUCUGAAGAUUUGCAGGAAUGUGAAUCAGCAAUUCUAACCAUUUCUAGGAUUUGGCAAAAAUCAAAAGCAGAUCCCAGUAUCCAGAACCAUCUAAAUAAACCAGCAGUAAUCAAUGGGUUAGUCGAAAUCCUAUCCAAUUCCAUUAUACCCCGAGUUUUGAGGGCUGCGCUUUACAUCCUCUCAGAACUCGUAGUAGCAGACAGAAUGGUAACACAAACUCUGACGAGGGUGGAUUCUGAUCUUAAGGUUCUAGUUUCUCUUUUGAAGAAGGGCCUGUGGGAGGCUGCUGUUCUGAUAUAUCAGCUAAAACCCUCUUUCUCUAGUCUGGCUUCCCUUGAUCUCAUUCCAGUACUUGUCGAGCUGCUUACAGAUGGCAAGGAGAAAGAAUUAGAGUGCGAGUUUCAGAUGCAAUUGAAACCAAAGGAAGUGGCAAUAGUUCUGUUGGAAAGAAUUCUCGCAAAUGGGAAUGAAAAUUACAGAUGUGCCAAUGCUCGUGAUAUUAUUUCUAUGAACGGAAUUCCAGCUCUUCUUAAGAUCUUGGAAUCAAAAGACCUGGAGGAAAGAUAUUAUUCAAUUUCUAUACUUUCAUCCUGUGUGCAUGCAGAUGGAAGCUGUCGAAACUUGAUUGCCAACAGAGCUGAGAUGGCCCCUGUUUUAGAACUUCUACGUACUGGAAGUGACAGGGAUAGGAUCACUGCCAUUAAUUUUAUUUCAGAGCUCGUUCGUUUAAACAGGAGAACAUUCAACGAACAGGUUCUACGAAUCAUAAAAGAUCAAGACACAUUUAGUACAAUGCAUAUGCUUCUUGUGCACCUUCAGAUGCCAUCUAUGGAACAGCGUUCUGUUGUUGCUAGUCUUCUUCUCCAGCUUGAUCUUCUGGAGGAGCCUCGAAAAAUGAGCAUUUAUCGUGAAGAAGCUCUAGAUGCUCUCGUGGAAGGCCUAAAGUCUGAAGAAUUUAUAGUUUCCCAAGUGUCCGCUGCAGAAACUAUAGUUGCCCUCCAAGGGCGCUUUUCUUUGUCUGGGAAGCCACUCACUGAGGCUCUACUUCUCAAAAGUGCUGGUCUUGAUGAAAGCUACAAGGAAUUGAUGAGGGCAAAGCAAGAUCUUGACCAAUCGGAGGAAUCACUGGAAGUUUUGGAAGAGGAAGAAACAGCUGCAAAAGAUUGGGAGAGAAGAGUAGCCUCCGUCCUUGUUACCUAUGAAUUCGGUUUGAUGUUUGAGGCUUUAGGCGAAUGUCUUGAAAGCAAAUCUGUGCAACUAGCAAGACCCUCCCUUGUUGCCGCAACAUGGCUGACACAUAUGCUAACAAUUGUCCCAGACACAGGAGUCAGAGGUGCAGCUCGUCAGUGUUUACUAGGAAGGUUCGUUACUGUCUUGAAAUCACAUAAGAAAUUAGAAGACAGAGCCCUUGCAGCACUAGGUUUGCGUGCUUUUAUUUAUGAUUCAGAGGGAUUGGAAGAACUGGAACAACAUGCAAACGACAUAUUCAAUCCUUUAUGGGAACUGAAAAAAGUUUCUUCCGCAGCAACUGAUAUAUUAAGAGCUCUUGCAAACCAUCCAUCCGCAAAUAUUUCUGAACUUUGGAAGUAUGAAGAGCUCUCUCUGAAAGAUACAAGCAUAAACGGAGAAUUAAAUUCCCUUGUUCAUGCGGCUGAUCGAAUUUUCAGUGGCCAUUCUGAUGGCACUUUGAAGGUAUGGGAUUGCAAAAAGAGGAUUCUUCAUCUGAUUCAAGAAGUUCGAGAGCACACAAAAUCGGUCACUUCUUUAGCUGUUUCAUCAUCUAGAGAAAAUUUAUAUAGUGGAUCUCAUGACAAAACAAUCAGGGUUUGGGCAAUAGGGAAAGUAAAAAUUCACUGUAUACAAGUCCAUGAAGUAAAGGAUCAUGUGCAAGCACUCAAUGUUAGCACUAGCUUGGCAUGCUUCAUUUCUCAAGGAGUUGGCAUAAAAAUCUAUGACUGGAAUGGAAGCUCAAAGACUAUCAAUUCUAGCAAGAAUGCAAGGUGCCUUGCUAUAGCAGAAGGAAAAGUUUACUAUGGAUGCAGUGACAGUACCAUUCAGGAGAUCAAUUUGGAGAGUGGCAAAUCAACUAAUAUUCAAUCAGGUGUGAGGAAAUUAUUAGGGAAAGCAAAUCCAGUCUAUGCUCUUCAGGUUUAUGGGGGACUUCUAUAUGUUGCCUGCUACCCAGUAGAUGGUGUAGCUGUCAAGGUGUGGAAUCUUUCCACCAUGAGCGUUGUGGGCACUCUAUCAUCAAGCCUAGAUGUCCGUUCUAUGGUUGUAACCAAUGACUUCCUAUACUUGGGAUCCAAAUUCGGGACGAUUGAAGUGUGGCUAAGAGACAGACUGAUGAAAGUAGGAACUUUACAUACAAGAGGAGGGAACAGUAAGCUGGUAAGCUUGGCUGUUCAUGGGGAUGGAGAACUCCUAUUUAGUGCUUCAGUAGAUGGAAGAAUUGAGGCCUGGGCAUUGGUUUGACUGGGGACAAAUAUAUAUAUAUAUAUGUACUAUAAUUCCUUUGGGGCAAUAAGGGUGCUGCUUGCUAGUACAAUUCAUUUUUUUUUAAGACCCAUUGGUCUUCUGCAAAUAAAAAAAUUCAUUAGCAUGGCAUACUCAUUUUAGUGAAUCCCUUCCAGUUACUGGAAAAAAAAUGUAUUGUCAUCACCAAUUUUCUCCUGGGGACUGUUGUGUAUGGUAUAUUGAGUGUUUACUGGUGGAGCCCAUCUCCAAACAGGAGGAAACUAUGCAGCCUGUUAGAUUCACCCCCAUUUUUUGGGAGUGUGGUUUUCGUCGUCAAUGGAAGGGUGAUUGGUUAACCAAUAAGUUCGCUGCUUCCCAAACAUGGCAGAGCUGGUAGUGCAUGUAAAUCGUUCUGUACAUCAUUAUUUGAGUCUCUUUUAAGGAAUUUCCUUCAUGAGCA